AUGAUGGCUCAGUUGCGAGGGAUGAUGGUUUGUGUCACUGGAGCAUCGGGUUUCAUUGGAUCCUGGAUUGUCAAAUACCUCCUUGACAAAGGCUAUACUGUACGUGGAGCAGUCCGAGAUCCAGAGGAUUUGCGCAAGGUGGAACACCUCAAAAAUCUCAAGGGGGCCAACCAGAGGCUGGAGCUCGUAAAAGCUGAUUUGCUCGACAAUAGCCUAGUCGCGGCAACUGCAGGUUGCCAAGUUGUGAUCCACACGGCAUGCCCCUGUCCAGAGGCGAAUUUCCGAAUUACUAAUCCGCAGACCGAGCUGAUCGAGCCUUCAGUGAAAGGCACACUCAACGUCCUGAAAGCCAGCUUCAGUUCUGGAGUUUCCACUGUUGUGAUGACGUCCUCGGUGGGUGCCAUGUAUUUGGAUCCAACUCGGCCUCUGGAGCAGCCAGUGGAUGAAUCAUGCUGGAGCGAUGUGGAGUACCUUGUCCAGAUCAAGGAGUGGUACUGCCUGGCGAAGACUCUGGCUGAAAAAUCCGCAUGGGAGUUCGCUGCUGCCCAAGGCAAUGGUUUCAAACUGAUUGUGAUCAACCCAGCAGUCGUGAUGGGUCCAGUUCUUCAGCCCAAGCUGAAUGCGAGCAGCACCCACAUUCUCAAGUAUCUGACCGGAUGCGUGAAGAGCUACGCAAAUCGCUGCCAGGCAUAUGUGGACGUGAGGGAUGUGGCACUGGCUCAUGUUGCGGCUUUCGAAGAUCCAAAAGCAUUUGGGAGGUAUUUUCUGGCAGAGAGAUCGAUCCACAGGGCGAGGCUUGUGGAAAUGCUGGCAGAGCUGUACCCGCAGCUCCCAGUUCCUAAAAUCUGCUCAGACACCAAAAAUCCUGAAGCCGUUCCAUACAAGAUAUGCAAUGCCAAAGCCCGUCAAUUGCUGGAAUCAGAGCUGAUAAACAUUGGGAAGUGUCUGUUUGAUUCAGUGGAGAGCUUCAAAGAGAAGGGAUUUCUGUAG
Messenger RNA from Selaginella moellendorffii, 990 nucleotides. RefSeq names its product cinnamoyl-CoA reductase 1. The record is from RefSeq and is a predicted model, not a curated record. Lineage: Eukaryota; Viridiplantae; Streptophyta; Lycopodiopsida; Selaginellales; Selaginellaceae. Bases 1 to 990 code for a protein of 329 amino acids. The transcript has a single exon. Gene Ontology annotation, molecular function: oxidoreductase activity, acting on the CH-OH group of donors, NAD or NADP as acceptor.